Messenger RNA from Ruditapes philippinarum (Manila clam), 908 nucleotides. RefSeq lists its product as uncharacterized. The transcript is spliced from 5 exons. The annotation marks the transcript as partial. The record is from RefSeq and is a predicted model, not a curated record. NCBI's taxonomy places the organism in Eukaryota, Metazoa, Mollusca, Bivalvia, Venerida, Veneridae.
UCUUAACUUGAAACGUAAUGAAAUUACUGUACACACUCAGUCCAAAGAAGGAUAAAAUCAUAAACAGAGAAGUAAAAUAUUUAUUGUUCCUCGUUUUAAUCAACCAAUGAGUGUUCCAGUACUUGAACUGUGGAAUUAUGUUUUAAAAAUAACCAGUGUUCAGAUUGCUUUGUGAAAUUUUCCUUUUUGUCAUAAAAUUUAUAGAAAAGAAGAUGAAACAACAGUGUUAACUAUGCAGCUGUUUGGAUUUUUAAUAGUAGCAAUUGUGAUUGUGAAUUUUGGGAGAUGUGACACCACUUGUGAGGUUGAUCGUGUUGGACCAAACUGUCAAUUCAAAAAUAUUGCAUACAAGAAACCGUCACGUCACGACAGUAAUAUCGAUCGACCACUUUAUUCAGAGAAUGCUAAUGAUGACAGCUUAACAACAUGCAGCUAUACGUCUGAUAAAAAAAAAGCUGCACCUUGGUGGAACCUUUGGUUAUCGGAGAUAACAACAUUCAAGAAACUUGAGUUUGUCACUAUAGACAGCCGUCUGAGUCACUUUCCUAACUUUGAGGUAACAGUGUACAAUACAACUGAAUCGAAUUUCAAAUUAAAAGGACCAGUAUCAGGAGGACAAGUUUGUUAUAAUCAUAAUAACUAUAUACCACAAAGUACAAAUAUUAACGUCACAUGUAAUGGAUCCCCUGUUGGUAACCUAAUAAGACUUCAACUUCAUAGCAAAAGAUUUCAACUUGUACUUUGUGAUUUUCGGUUAUACGGAGAUUGUUUUAAUGGUUUUUAUGGAAGUGACUGUCAAAAAUGCAGCGAUAACUGUGAAUCUUCGAAACAUCAGUACUGCGAUUCAAAUAAUGGACAUUGCCCACAAGGUUGUAAACCUGGUUGGGAAGGUGAUCGCUGUGAAACAA